UGAACCUUGUAUAUAUUGUUUCAUGACUAACUGUUUCUAAUUGCUUCAUUUUGUAUUGUUUAUUUAGGUCAUUUUUAGUGCCUAUUUUCAAGUAAAUGGGUUGAAAUUGUCAUGUCUAAUAAAACCGUAAUGCAUUUGAGAAGACUGGAUUUUUUUUUUAUAAAAGAUGAUAUAAUAUCUUUAAUUUGGAGUUGCAGAAGAAAGUAUCUUUUAAUUAGGCUUGGGCUUGGCACAUCAACCUUUUCAAGUCAAAUAAUAACAAAAAAUUAUUUUCUUGUAGUUAGUUGUGUAAAAUGAUUGGACAUCAAAAUUCAGUUUAUAAUUUACAACUACUAUUUACAAAAAGAUUAUAAAUUAUCUUGGAUAUCUUGAAAAUCUAAAUGCUUGUUUGACAUGGGGAACAGACUUGGCCAUAAACCACUUUUUUUUUUUUUUUUUUUUUAUCAAGAGAGAAAUAAAGAUAGCAUCAGACCACAAAAAUACAACUUGUGGGUACAAAUGUCCAUUGACUUCAAGUCUUCCAUGGCAUUAAGUUGUUCUUCAUUUGUGGCAUUAUAAAUGAACUGGUUUCUUCUUCAUAAUAAUCUAUCACUUCAUCAUAACAAACUAUCUUUCCACUUCAACUUUCUUCUAAAUUAAACUGAGUUAGGGAGGGUUGAUAAAUGGGGAAUCCGUGGGGUUUGGGGCUCCAUCUCAUUUUCAUAUGUGUUUUUUUGUUUGCAACCAAAUAUACUUGUUUGGGUGUUGGAAAUGUCACUGUUGUUUGCUCCCAGAAAGAACGACUUGCUCUUCUCAGGUUCAAAGGGAGUGUCAUCGAAGAUGGUUUCGGAAUGUUGUCUUCAUGGGUGGGUAAGGAUUGUUGCCAGUGGGAAAGAAUCCAUUGUGGCAGUCGCACUGGAACCAUUGACAGCCUCAAUCUCAGAGGAGAUUACUUUGGCUGAGUUGAGGCAUCUCAAGUACCUGGACUUGAGUCAGAAUGAUUUUGGAGGAAGCCGGUUCCCUAAGUUCAUUGGAUCCUUCAAACAGCUGAGAUAUCUCAAUCUCUCUUAUGCUGGUUUUCAAGGUAUUAUUCCUCCUUACAUUGGAAAUCUUUCUAAUUUAAAGGUUUUGGAUCUCAGUUGGAAUGAUGAUAUGUCAUGGACUUUUGGCCUUUCAUCACUCGAGCAUCUCGACUUGAGUUGGGUGGAUCUUGGCGGAGCAAAGAACAUGGGCAUGGUGCUUUACAAUCUUCCUUCGUUAAAAGAGUUAAGUUUGCAUGGUUGUGGACUUUCCAAUGCCCAUCUUGGUCCUUUUCUUAAUUCGAGUAGAAUACUUCCCAACAUCAAACACCUUGAUCUUGGCUUCAAUUCUUUCAAAGGCCCACUCCCUGGAUUUUUCCGAAACAUGACAUCCCUAGCAUUCCUCGAUCUUUCUAAAUUUAAUCUUAGUUUGGCAUGGAACUUUGCAAACGUGCUAAACAUGAUCCCUUCUUUAUCAGAGCUGCAUUUGUCACUUUGUAUGCUUUCUAACAUCCAACACCUGGAUCUUAGCUGGAAUUCAAUUGAAGGCAUAUUUCCAUCUGUUUUCAGUAACAUGAGUUCCUUAAGAGUCCUUGAUCUCUCAAGAAACAUGCUGCAUUCUUCGGUUCCUAUUAUGGCUAACCUUCUAGAGCUUGAUCUUUCUGUUAACCAGUUUAAGAAUAUUGAGGAUGUUGGAAUCUGGAGACAGUGUCACCUGAAAACAUUGGCUACAUAUGGAAAUCCUUUUGAAAUAGAAAGGAUUGACCCACCGCAAAACGUUUCAGAAUGCUCCCAAUAUGCUUUGGAGCGGUUGGAUUUAAGUGGGUGUUUGAAUGGUACGAUUCCAGAAGCAUUUGGAAGACUAACCAAUUUAAGACACUUAGAUCUAUCAAUGAGCAGUUUGACAGGUCCAAUCCCCGAAUCUCUAGGAAGAUUAAGAUUCUUAGAGGUAUUAGAUCUACAUGAUAACCAAUUGAAUGGUUCAAUUCCAGAAUCCUUUGGAAAUCUUGCAGCUUUAGAAUCUUUGUAUCUACAAUCCAAUCACUUAACGGGCCCCAUCCCAACAUCUCUAGGAAGACUUGUUUCAUUACAAGCAAUUCGGUUGUCUUCAAAUUUGUUAAAUGGGACUAUUCCGGUUUCAAUUGGGCAACUUGCCAAACUCAAAUAUCUUGAUAUCUCAGACAAUUCCUUAGAAGGAGUAGUUUCCGAAGCCCAUUUUGCUAACCUUUCGAUGUUGGAGCACUUGGAUGCUUCUUCUAACACCAAGUUGGCAUUCAAUGUCUCACGUGAGUGGAUACCUCCAUUCCAGUUGUAUGGUCUAGAUCUCAGUUCCUGCAAUCUCACAAAUGGAUUGCCACAGUGGCUACGAAAUCAGUUCUUGCUCUCUGAGUUAGUGUUGUCGAAUGCUUCAAUUUCGGGACCUCUGCCCAGAUGGUUGCGGAAGAUGCCUGUCAUUGAUUUCUUAGAUCUCUCUCACAACAAACUCAGCGGACCAUUGACAAACCUUCCAGAAAUAGGACUGGCAUUAAUAUUAGCAAAUAACAUUUUCAAUGAGUCGAUUCCAAGGUCCUUGUGCAGAUGGACGCAUUUGGAAUAUCUUGAUCUUUCCAGAAAUAGGUUAACAGGGAAAAUUCCCAAGUGUCUCCAGAAUCUGAAAUUGUUGGAAACCAUGAUAUUUAGUUCAAAUUUGCUUUCAGGUGUCAUUCCAAGUUAUAUAGCAAAUAAUCAUUCAUCAUUGUAUUGGUUAACAUUGAAUGGCAAUAACUUUACUGGGGAAAUUCCUCAAGGUUUGGGGAAUUUACGAGCUUUAAGAGUGUUAGAUGUGGGUGAUAAUCAACUGUUCGGAAACAUACCCCACUGGAUCGGAGAAAAGCUGACAAAUUUGAUGGUCUUAAAGCUACACAGGAAUAACUUCACUGGGGAAAUUCCUGAAUCUUUGUGCAAAAUGUCGAAACUUCAAAUUUUGGAUGUUGCACACAACAACUUCACAGUUUGAUUCAGGGAUUUCUCAAGAUUUAUUGGGACAGAUGGGUGUUUGCAAGUGAACGAUGUUGAAGGGUUUAGCAAGAGGUUGCAUUUGAAGAACAUUCCAAGGUGGCAGUCUAAUUAGUCUCAGCAGGUAACAAAUCAGUGAACAACAAUUCAAAUGGAAGCUGAGAUAGAAAUUGGUUACGCAAAGAGAAGACGGAUAUGAUGCAAGAAGUUAUCGAGUUACAACAUGUAAAUGGUCAGACACAUCAUUAUUGGAGACACAUCAUUAUAUGGAAUCAAUAAAGAAAAAAACUUAAAAGCAGUCAAGGUUGUGUUAUUGCUUUUUUCUUGAGUGUUUAAGCCGUAGAUGUGUCUUUGAGCAUUGUCAUUCUGCAAGAAUUUCCAUGGGUUUGACAAUUCCUGUGGUCAACAUCUUGAUUUUCCUUUUUGUUGCUUUCAAAUCAAAUAUGAGUUUAUUGCCUAUACUUCUUUCUUUUUGUAUUUUGCUUUUCCAAAUUGUUACUUUUACUCUUGGUUCGUCUUGAUCAUCAACAACAAUAGUUAAUUGUAAAAUCAAGGACUCAUUUAAGUUACAUAUCUUGGUCUAUUUUUCAAAUAAUUAAGUAAGAAUCAGGUAUCCACUUAUUAUCUAUUUUUCUAUUUGUAAAUUUUCUUUUUCUUUUAUCAUGCAAAGGGGGAAAGUUUUGGUCUUGGUUAUGUUAUUAUGAAUGAUAAACAACACCGUACAUGCAUGGUUGUUGUGGUUUUUGGUGGUGUUUUGUUUCUUACACAUUCAUCUUUUAUUGGUUUCUGUGAUUUAAUUCAGGGAUUUAGCAAGAUUUAUUGAAUAGGUGGGAGUUUGUGCAUGAACAUUUCUUAUGAGGGGUUUAGCAAGAGGUAACUUUUGAAGAAAAUUUGAAGGUGGGACUUAAAUCAACUCAGCAGGUAACAUAGAAUUGAAAUCCAAAGGGAAGCUGAAAUAAAAUGGUUACGCAAAGAGAAGAGUACAGAACUGAUGCAAAGUUAUUAAAUUACAACAUCAACAUGCUCAGACACAUCAAGAUGUGCAAUAAAUAAUAAGAUAACUCAAAGCCGUCGAGCAUACACAAAAGCAAUAGGUUUUUUGUUUUAUCACCUUUUUUCUUGAGUGUAAGCCCUUGAUGUGUCUUUCAGCGUUGUCAUGCUGCAAGAUUUUCAAUGGGUUUGAGAUUUCAUGGGUUUAACAUCUUGAUAUUCCUUUUUGUUGCUUUCAAUUCAGAUACAAUUUGAUUCAAUAUACUUCUUUCUA
Messenger RNA from Lactuca sativa (garden lettuce), 4257 nucleotides. RefSeq names its product receptor-like protein EIX1. The record is from RefSeq and is a predicted model, not a curated record. Gene Ontology annotation, molecular function: protein binding. Lineage: Eukaryota; Viridiplantae; Streptophyta; Magnoliopsida; Asterales; Asteraceae.